AUGCUGGUCUCAUUGACCGUCGGCAAAGUCGAUGCCGGCGUCGCAGUCCUGCUGACAGAAGACAAACGCCUGAUCGAAUUCCCCUCCAUCCUCCUCCCUCCCGACAUCCAUUCCGGCAGCAUUGUCGACAUCAACGUCUCCCGCAAUCAACACGCCGAACUCAUCGCCGAGCAGAAGUUUGGUGCGCUGCAGAGCGAGAUUUACGAAGCCUUCGGCACCCAGAUCCCUUCUCCUCCCGUCCUACGAUGUCGCAACGCAACUCAAACCAGUGUCGUGCUCGAAUGGGACCCCAUCAAUCUUGCCACCGCCGAGCUGCGCAGUCUGAGUCUCUACCGCAAUGGCACCAAAGCGGGCAUCAUCCCGCGUGACAAGCUGAGCACCAAGAUCUCCGGCCUAGCUGUGGACACGGAGUACACAUUCCACCUCAUUUUGAGGACGAGCGCGGGGCAAUACAGCAGCGAAAGAUUGACCAUCCGAACCCACAAAAUGACCGAUUUGACCGGCAUCACCAUCACCCCCGGCGUCAUGCCCUCGCAACUCAAGGACAGCCUCGCCGAGACCGUCAACAAGAUCGGUGCCAAGCUAAUCGACACCGUGCGCAUCGACACCACCCACUUCGUCUGCACCGAACCACGAGGGCAAGGAUGGGAAAAGGCGGUGGAGAUGAACGUGCCAGUCGUCGUGCCCGACUGGAUCUUGGGGUGUCAACGAGAAGGACGUAUUGUGGGCGUGCGAGGAUACUAUCUUGACGCAGACCCCAAGCACCGACAGCUGGGCCCCAGCCAAUCGCAACAACAACAGCAGCAGUCGCAGCAGGUCCAGGCGGUGCAAAGAAUGAAUAGUGCUCGAGACAGUCCGCGCAUCGAACAUACCCCUCCAACCCCUGAGCGACAGAGUCACGAGCCUUCACGAGCAAAUGGAACCCCGGGCUCCUCUGCGGAACCGCCUACGCCGCCUCCCAAACCGAGGAGUGAGAGACCAACGGAAGCAGAUGACGAAACUGGCGAGGGGCGAUCAUCAUAUACUGGAAGCGUUGUAGUUGCGCGGGAAGCGGCGAGCGAGGAUGGAGAUGGCGAAGGUUCAGAAGACACAGAGAGGGCAUCGCAGACUUCUGAACAGCAUAGGGGGAGCAAUGCUGUCGCGGAGCAAGAGGCCAUGGACGAGGACGGCAAGUUCGACGAGGUCGCGCUGUAA
Molecule: messenger RNA, 1194 nt
Organism: Neohortaea acidophila
Lineage: Eukaryota; Fungi; Ascomycota; Dothideomycetes; Mycosphaerellales; Teratosphaeriaceae
Exons: 3
Coding region: 1-1194 (397 amino acids)
Biological process (GO): Golgi to plasma membrane transport; conjugation with cellular fusion
Cellular component (GO): exomer complex; trans-Golgi network
Molecular function (GO): protein dimerization activity
Source: RefSeq, a predicted model, not a curated record